Messenger RNA from Thyridium curvatum, 2046 nucleotides. RefSeq lists its product as uncharacterized. Gene Ontology annotation, biological process: regulation of transcription by RNA polymerase II. The record is from RefSeq and is a predicted model, not a curated record. Bases 1 to 2046 code for a protein of 681 amino acids. Gene Ontology annotation, cellular component: Set3 complex. The transcript is spliced from 5 exons. Gene Ontology annotation, molecular function: protein binding; transcription corepressor activity. NCBI's taxonomy places the organism in Eukaryota, Fungi, Ascomycota, Sordariomycetes, Thyridiales, Thyridiaceae.
AUGUCACGACGACACGCAGGACCAGCGGUGCAGGCCAGGCCCUGCCAUGCCCGGGUCCUCUUCGGUCUCGUUCUAGACACGGUAGAUGCUGACUUUGCAACGUUUUCGUUUGCACGCAUACUUGUGAGAGCUGAGGAAACUGACCGCGCCUACCAUCUCUCCCACACAGAUUAUCGAGAGACAGCCGCCAAGUUUCAAAAGGAGUGGCACAUCCAAGAGCCUCAUCGGCAUUUUGAAUUUGCGCCUCACGUCAAGAGCCAUGCAUUAGUCUCGGUCAUCAAUCGAGGACUGCUGUAUCACUCCCUUGAGCGCGAGUUCAACUCCCAAUCACAGGUCGCCCAUGAUGCGGCGGCACCUACCGAAGAAGAACUACGGGGCGUCUUUGGCCCUCUAGUCGUGCAGCCACCUGUGCAGCACAAGGAAGAGGAGGAGGAGGAGGAGGAAGCUGUCGCUGAGACGACGGCAGCAGCGGCUGCACUGGUUGAGGAUGUCGAACAGUCGCGCAAACGGCAAAUUGACAAGCAGCAAGCACCGCUGGCCAACGGGUCGCCCGCCAAGCGGCAAAGACUGAGUAACGGCGGGUUUGAGAAUGGGGCGGAAUCAGCCAUCACCCCCAUGGAAAUUGACAGCCACGCCGACAACCACGCGUACCCCUCGCCAAUGGAAGGCGAGCCCGCCCAGACUCCCACCCUCAGGAACACAGACGGCCCAGACCAGGGCACGCAAAUCGACAAGGUCGAAGAGCUCACCACGGAAACCAUCUUUCUCAGCCUGACGCCCGACGAGUCAUCGUCGUCAUCAGCAGCAGCAGCAACGGCGGCAGCCACAGCGACAGCGACCACGACAGCGGCGGCGGCGACGACAGGGACCGCUACAGGGGCGGAAACGUCAGCUUUGCGGGCUAACGAGAACCCUAUUGUUCUGCAUUGCGAGUGGAACCCCAGGGACCCAUCCAUCCUGGCGGCUGCCGGAACAGAUGCGCUAGCCCGCGUUUGGACCGUCUCUCGUGCCACCGACGCUGAGCUUGCCGCGGAUCACGUGAACGGCGUCAACCGCCCCUUCAACAGCCUCGUCGAGGACUCGUUGCCGCGCGAUGCCACCGUCACCGCCAUGGCCUGGAACUGGGACGGCUCUGCCAUUGCUGUCGCCACCGAGGCCGGCGCCAACCAGGCCCACAUUGGCAUCUGGGGCGCUGACGGCACCGAGAUCACCACCUUCAAUGUCCAGGAGCCCCCCAUCUUCAAGCUGCGGUGGAACCCCAACAACAUGUCCAUCUUGGCCAUAUCGCCCGAGAACGGCGGUGCUAUCGUCACCAUCUUCUCCUCUACCACCUCGACCACCGCCACCUACUCGUUGCCCCACCACGAUCUCGGCCAGGAUCCUCCCCUGGACGCCGCCUGGACCAGCGAGACCGAGUUCCUCCUGUGUGGCGGCGAGCUGCUCAUCUCUCUCCGCUACACGGGGGAUACCAUUGUCGAGAAUAGGCAAUUCGACACUCGGAAAGACGACAGCUUUGCCAUGGUGCAAUUCGAUUGGAGAUCGAAACUUGCAGCCACGGCGAGUGAAAAGGGUGUGAUCGAUCUUUGGGAUGCGACAGGUCAGCGCCGCUCCAUUUCGGCCCACGUCGGUGUCAUCACCGCCAUGAUGUGGCAACCACUCGAGUCCAACCCUGCCGAUGAUGAGAGGCUACUUGCCUCCGGGGGUGAAGACGGCGCCAUCUCGAUCUGGAACGCGCGGCAACCCGACAACAAGCCCAAGUGCUCAAUGACCAUGGACACAGACCUCCCCAUCGUCGCCCUAGCGUUCACCCCUGACGGUGCCUUUAUUGCCGGUGCCACGACAGACCGAGUCCUCAUCUGGAAGGUUGGCGACCACGCGAUACCCCGAGCCAGCUGGAGCAGGGCACCCCACCCGGGCUGGCUCAGUCCUAAGAUGGACAGCGACUCGGAAGUGGAGGAGACUCAUUAUUCCUUGUGUUGGGAUGCAAACGGUCAAAAGCUGGCUUAUGGCGCCAACAGCCGGCUGGCUGUCAUCAAUUUCAGGUGA